Molecule: messenger RNA, 943 nt
Organism: Kogia breviceps (pygmy sperm whale)
Lineage: Eukaryota; Metazoa; Chordata; Mammalia; Artiodactyla; Physeteridae
Source: RefSeq, a predicted model, not a curated record
CAAAACAGGAGGUUGAUACAAACAAAUCUAAGAGAUGUUUGGGUUUUUUUUAUUUUGGAAAUACAAUUGCAAAUAAUUUUGAGAGCAUGGAUGAAAUGGAGGAUAGUCUAAGAAAACAUAAAAUACCAAACUGACUCUUAAUGGAGAAAGCAAUUGUAAACAGACUAAUCACCAAAAAAAGAAAUGGAAAAAGCUAUCUAAACUCUACUCCCCACCAAAUCACCAGGCCUAGAUGGUAUCUCAGGUGAUUUCUAUAAAACUUCAGGGAACAGAACUAGACGUCCAAUGCCAUUAAGUCUGUGAUGGAGUAGAGAAAGAGAAAGAGAAAACCUCUAAAUUCAUUUUAUAAAGCCAGCAUAACACUACUAAUCAAAAAUGCUAAGACGGUAGUGAACUGCAGACGGGCGCCAUGGAGGCCUGCGAGCAGGUCCAAAAGGGGCCCUUGGAGCUGAAAGGCGUCGCAGAGCUCAGCAUGACCAAGCAGAAGGAGAAGAAGGACAAAGACAAGGCGAAACGCCUGGAAGCGAUGGGAAUGAGCAUAAAGAGCAAGGAGCAGAGGUGUGGCCUGGAAAAGUGGGCCUCGGCCCAGGUGGCCUUGGAGGAGAUGCAGCAAAUGGAGAAGAUCCUGAAGAAAGCAUCCAAAACCCACACACCGAGCGAGCGCAGAGGACUCAACCGAGACCUGGACACACUCCGGGAGCGCUAUGACGCGCCCGGAGUCAGCUGGGCAAAGUAGCUUCCCUGCUCCAGGGUAUGCAGUGGCACGGCAGGGGAGCAGAAGGCCAAGCUGGGGUUAUGUCUGGUGCCUUUGGUAUUUUCCAGAAACAUUCUUUUACACACACCCUUGUGUCUUCUGCUGAGACAGUGCUUUUCAAAGCAGUGUGCCCUCAUUCCAGACUUGAUUAAAGUAAGACUGUCCUUUUAUUCUACUUUGAUUUCUUGG